Molecule: messenger RNA, 1146 nt
Organism: Sorghum bicolor (sorghum)
Lineage: Eukaryota; Viridiplantae; Streptophyta; Magnoliopsida; Poales; Poaceae
Exons: 1
Coding region: 1-1146 (381 amino acids)
Source: RefSeq, a predicted model, not a curated record
AUGAGACUGUCUACUGCCAACACCUCCGACCACGUCUUCCUCCUGCAAAAGUCCCUGUACGGACUUAAGCUGUUGCCUAGGGCUUGGUACCAGCGGUUUGCCGGCUUUGUUCAGCGCUCCGGCUUCACUGCUUCAAUCUCCGGCACGUCCCUCUUUGUUUACAAGGAGGGCGCCGACGUCGCCUACCUGCUGCUCUAUGUCGACGACAUCAUUUUGACUGCUUCGUCACCUGUUCUACUUCAGCGCAUCAUUCGGCUUCAUCACUCUGAGUUCGCCAUAACAGAUCUCGGGGAGCUCCAUCACUUCCUCGGGAUCUCUGUCACGUGGACCUCCGACGGCCUCUUCCUCUCCCAGCGACAGUAUGCCAUGGACCUGCUCAAGCGUGCCGGCAUGGCCAAGUGUCACUCUACAGCGACUCUUGUGGACACUCAGGCCAAGCUCUCAGCUAUGGAUGGUGCUCCGGUGGCGGAUGCUACCCAGUACCGCAGUCAGGCUGGCGCUCUACAGUACCUCACGCUAACUCGUCCGGACAUCGCCUAUGCCAUCCAGCUGGUUUGCCUCUUCAUGCAUGACCCGUGUGAGCCUCAUCUGGCGUUGCUCAAGCGUGUCCCCCAGUAUGUGAAGGGCACUCUGUUCACCGGGCUUCACCUUGGUGUUGGCGGCUUCGACAGUUUGAUCGCUUACUCUGAUGCUGAUUGGGCUGGAUGUUCGGACUCCUGGUGCUCCACUUCAGGCUACUGUGUCUUCCUCGGUGACAACUUAGUCUCUUGGUCCUCUAAACGACAAACUAUGGUUUCUCAUUCGAGUGCGGAGGCUGAGUAUCGUGCCGUUGCUCACGCUGUGGCUAAGACUUGUUGGCUCCGACAGCUGCUUCAGGAGCUCCAUGCGCCCAUUGCUUCAGCAACGAUCGUUUACUGUGACAACGUCAGCGCCGUCUAUAUGACUGCCAACCCAGUACAUCAUCGUCGCACGAAGCAUAUUGAGAUAGACAUCCACUUUGUUUGUGACAAAGUGGCCUUGGGACCGGUUCGAUUGCUCCAUGUCCCAUCGUCUCAUCAGUUCGCGGACAUCAUGACUAAAGGGUUACCUGUACAGUUGUUUCCUGAUUUUAGGUCUAGUCUCUGUGUUCGUGACACUCCCGCUUAG